UUGGAACCUGGCGGUAGUAUAACAUUUUGUUUCUUAAUUGUUUGAAAGCGACUUGUAGCGUAGUCGGAAGUUUUGAAAGAGUUCUUUGUGUGUGGAGAUGCUUUCAGAGACUUUUAAUAUGUUUUUGUGUAUUCUUUGUAUAGUUUAGUGCUACGGGAUAUGUUUUGGCUCAAGGCCAAAUUCGUUUGGCUAGUGUGAGAAAAGGGUGCGAGUGUCUGAGAGUGCAGCGUUUGAAGUUUUCCGAAGUAUUCGGAGGUUUGAGAGAAAGGUUUCGUACCGUACCGGACGAGUGUGAGAGCAUGUUUUCCGAUCACCAACCGUCGGGUUUGGAUGCGAAUUCGUAGCCCCACUUCCUCUUCCAGAAAGUUGUGCCCAUCCAGUAUCAGAGUGCUCAAGUUGUUUGAGCAAUGGUUACUCCCGGGCACCCCCAUUCUCUCCAUGCGUCCCAGGUCGCGAGCUCCACUGCAUCUCGCUGCAGAUGCUUUUGCGCAUGGAGAGCUGUCCGGAUUUGGGGGUUUCGUGCAGCUGCCCAAGGGCCGCAGUGUGUGGUUUUCCGAACGGUUUUCACUCACCGACCUUCAGCCUUUAGGCUUUUCCUUUAAGUCCGAUCUGCAAAAGGAAAUCUCCGCUCUUGAAACUUUAGCUCAGUUCAUGCUUUUCUUUGUGGUCACACGCCACUUGAAGCACGCCCGGGUCGCUCUGACAUUGCCUUCGUUGAGCGACAACACCGGCGCAGAAAGUUCUUCAAACCGCCUCUUCUCCACUAAUCUUAACCAUGCCCUGAUCUUGGAAAAAAUGGCUCUGUUAAGUUGCAGUUUUAACAUGUUUCUCGAUGUUUCCCACAUCGCAAAAAAACGACCAGGCCGAUGCACUCAGCCGAUGGGAAGCCCAUCUUCCGCUUCCGUUCGGUUUCACCGUAGCUGAUCGAGAGCGGGUUUCACUCUCCACACUGUGGAACGUAGGCAGCGCCGCAAAGUUCUUUCCCGAAGGGUUCGCGUCCACUUGGGACAUUCCUACCUUCACUGCCUGAAAACUAA
Durusdinium trenchii is the source of this 1037-nucleotide messenger RNA. Lineage: Eukaryota; Dinophyceae; Suessiales; Symbiodiniaceae. The record is from the annotation of a GenBank genome assembly.